Messenger RNA from Staurois parvus, 325 nucleotides. The record is from the annotation of a GenBank genome assembly. Lineage: Eukaryota; Metazoa; Chordata; Amphibia; Anura; Ranidae.
CCUCUUAUCUUCUGAUAAGACAUAUGGUGUGGAGUCACUCUGCACAUGCGCAGUUAAGUGUGCAUUGCAACAAGGUUUUUGUUUGUGCAUGUGAUCAGCACAGGGCCAAUCAGCACUGUCCAGACAGAGGUCAGGGCUCCGUCAUCCUCCUAGAAUAGAAUGAAAACUCCUCCUACAAGCUUUAACCAGUGCUCUAUAGAAGUCACAAGACUGCUAUAUACUGCUGAUGAGAAAAUGUAUUUAGCCAUUUAUAUUUACUAAAAUAAUUGCAUUUCCAUGUUCUAUGUACUGUGGGGGACCAGAUAUAGUGAACGCAGGGUCCUGG